UUUCUCGUAGUAAAUAUUCUCCACACAUUUCUCUAUCGAUCUAGGCAAGAACCAAGCUUUUGUGAUGAAUGGAGGAUGGACAGGAAUCUUUUUAAUAAUAACCCCGUGCUCAAAAAUUUAACAACAUUUUUUUAAGUAAUUAAUUUUUUUCUCAGCCAAAUAACGUCAGUAAGCCGAAAAAACUUCAGGACAUAUACUUCGAAGUGUCCUCUACAAACUGGGAACGCUAGAGAAAAAUCUAAAUGGGGGGACCUUCCCCCCUUAAAUUAAACCUGAAAGAAUUCUAUCUUCCAAUCCUACAAGAAUUCGAUCAAAAUCGAUCUUGUAUAAAGAGUGUCCUACAAGCUCUGGAACAAUGUCUAAAUUCAUGGUUCUUGCAUACAAUAUGAGCAGAUCUUUUGAAACUUACGCAGGUUGUUGUAUUAGCAUACAUACAUAUUAAAUAACUACAAAGUUUGGAACUUAUGGUAUACUCUUUAUAAGCAUGUUAUUAGAACAAGAAGCAAAAGAAGAUACAUUCAAAAAAAAAUACCACUUAGGAUCAAAUUAAGUCGUAUUAAUGUGCUGCUUUAUUCUGUGAAAAUAAGACACAUUAAUACGACUUAAUUUGAUCCUAAGUCGCAUUUUUUUUUUAGAGUGUGUGUUUGAAUUUGCUUCUUUUUUUGGUCCUUCUUUCUGUAGAAAAACAGAAUAGGAACCUAAUAAUUUAGAAGAUAUCUCUUUUUGUGUACAGACAUUGCCCAUAUCGGAGUUGAACAGAACAAGGCAGAUUUAAGUCUUUGCCAAAGGAUGGAAACAACAAAAGAAGACACUUGUCGCAUAUGACAUCGAAAAAAUGACACGUACGAAAAGAAAUAUCUUACUUAUUAGGUUCCUGAUGCAACAGACGAGAAGUAAAAUAUUAAUAGAGAUAUGACUUCGGAGGCGUAGCCCUAUUUUGCAGUGUAGACUAGAGCUAGGCUAGAGACACGGCUUUGUUUAAACAAAAAAUUAGGAAAGAAUGUUCAGUACCAGCGGACAGUUUUAGAUCAGCAUCUGCAAAGGCUGGAUGGAGAAACGGUCGAUGACAUUGUAUUGUUAAGAGAUUUUAGAAAAGAAUAAUGACUUUCAGCGAUGCAAUUGAUUUACAUAAAAAAACUAAAAGAAUUAUUAAAGAGUUCUCAAAAUUUUCGUGAAUUCAUCCAUUCGCUUUAACGUCAGCUUUCCCGAUAUCAGACUUCUUUCCUACUUACUAUUUUCCCUGUGCUUUCAGUGCUUUCGAUCUGAAAUUUUUUAAAAGUGUUUGUUUCACAACUCUCUCAUUGGAUUAUUUUCUUAUUAGUGUCCAAAAUGUGGUAAUAAUGGUCAAUGUUUUGGACCAAAUAUUUGUUGUUCAAGUUACGGUGGUUGUCGAAUAAAUCAUCCUGCUGAUAUUAAACAAUGUUCAUCUGAAGAUUUAAGCCCUCUGCCAUGUAAUAUCAAUAGUUUAACAUGUUUCACUGUAAAUGGUGGUCAUUGUACAGAAAACGGUGUUUGUUGUAAUGCAGAAUCAUGCCAUGUUGAUGAUACAUGUCAUAAACAAUUAAUUGACAAUCAACAAGCUCCUAUAUGGUGA
This is a messenger RNA of Didymodactylos carnosus, 1594 nucleotides long. Lineage: Eukaryota; Metazoa; Rotifera; Eurotatoria; Philodinida; Philodinidae. The record is from the annotation of a GenBank genome assembly.